AUGGCACUCUGCGGGCCCUCGACUGCCCUCGGCUCUCUACAGAAGCAUGUUAGUGCCGACAAAACCUUGCAACAGGACCGUGUACAACGACAGGGCUCUUCUUCUAAUGUGCCUUCUCCCCCUUCUGCUCCCCUUAGGAAUGAGGUGGUAACAAAAGAACAGAUCUUCAGAACCCAAUACACGGACCCCCGCGUGGAACACGAAUUCUCACAAUUCUCGGGCCCGCCUGCAGCAGCAAACUUAGAAAUCGCCGCGGCGGCACACCACCACCACCAGCAACAGCGCUUCGGGAACGUAGACGCAAGCUGGGCGAGUGACUUCCAGCGAUUACAUGUAAGCUCUGGUUUACCUUUACAGCUGCCGCAUCACCAGCAGCAAUGGGGGGGAGGAGGGGGCUGGCACGAAGAGUUCUUAUCACACCCAGCACCAGCAGUGGCACCCGUAGGGGCAUAUACUACCGCACCGGGACACACGCAAUUAGGUCCUCAACAGCAGGCAAUGUUCCCGGGCACUGACAUCAGCGCCGGGCUUCCGCGUUAUACACCUGUUUUUCAAAACUCUCACCACGGUCCUCCCGCCACGGAGGCUGCCACAACAACUACAUCCAUAGAGGAAGACCUCCUGACAAACGAAGCCUUUGAAAGAGCCUUUGAGUCUGCAAGAGCUCAACUCGCUGAACCGUUAACUACUACCCCCCUUCCCCAAACUGUAGUCGAAGAACCUCCCAAUCAAGCGGAGACCAGCCAAGACAAGGACAACGACGACCUGUCCCGCACAGCCGGAAACCUGCUAACCUCUCUGCAAAACAAUCAGUCCCAGAAGUUCCGCGAGAGCAAUUUCCUGGCGCUGAUGAGGCGAUUGCGAGACCGGGAGGUGAAGGUUGAAGGGGAUGAGUUGGUCGAGGUAUGA
Molecule: messenger RNA, 909 nt
Organism: Tuber aestivum (summer truffle)
Lineage: Eukaryota; Fungi; Ascomycota; Pezizomycetes; Pezizales; Tuberaceae
Source: the annotation of a GenBank genome assembly